ACUAAAGCUUUACGCAGGGAAACCAACACCACGCAAUAAGGCUUUAAUAUUUCAGCUUCAGAAACUGGAAACUGAUAAAUGGUUAAGAAUGRCACUGACAACUGAAAAACAGUGUUAGUUUCAAUUGACUUUUCCAAAUUGUUCACAACAAUCUUAAAAAUUAUAAAGCGUUUGCUGCCUGUGACACCUUGGAACGCACACGAAAAUGGCAGCUUCCGCCACAGCAUAUCUUUUGCUGGUGUUUUGUAUUGGAUUUCAGUCAUGUUUGAGUCAAACUAGCCAGCAGCCACAACAAGUUCACCUUUCUGCGACAGGAAAUGCAACAGAGAUGGUGGUUUCCUGGGUAACCAUGGACUUCACAACAGAUUCUAUUGUUGAGUACAACAAGAAAGGAGGGCCGCUUGACUUGAAAGCUAAUGGUAUAGUUAUCAAGUAUGAUGUGAAUGCUGGUACAGCUAAAAGAACCAUGUACAUGCACAAAGUGACUUUGACUGGACUUAUUCCUGGACUAUCUUAUGGAUGAUGGUAGGCGUGGUGAUGUGUUUAUGAGACAAAUARAACCAGUGGCUGCAUAUUUACCUUACAUGACAUGCCCUGGUAACCAUGAGAGCUACUACAAUUUUUCUAACUAUCGAUAUAGGUUUUCUCAUAAUAUGCCAGGGAACUAUGAUCGUAUGUAUUACAGUUGGAACAUUGGCCCAGCACACAUCAUCAGUUUAACAACAGAGUAUUACUUCUACCCAAACUGGUUUACACACAUACAAGGAAGCCAGCAAUAUGAUUGGCUAGAGAAAGAUUUGAAGGAAGCCACUGCCCCUGAGAACCGCACCCUUCGUCCCUGGAUAAUAACCAUGGGCCAUCGUCCAAUGUAUUGUUCCAACCUAGACCAGGAUGACUGUUCUAAGCAUGAGAGCAURGUACGUACAGGCAAUCCAAAAACAAAAGUGCCAGGCCUGGAAGAUCUCUUUUACAAAUAUGGUGUUGAUCUUGAGCUCUGGGCACAUGAACAUUCUUAUGAGAGACUGUUUCCUGUAUACAAUCGUCAGGUGUGUAAUGGCAGUAAAGAGGAACCAUACACCAAUCCAUGUGCACCAGUUCACAUCAUAACAGGAUCUGCUGGCUGUUAUUCAAAGCAUGAUCCAUUCAAGCCAUACUAUGGGCCUUGGACAGCUUUCCGUAGUUUGGAUUAUGGAUACACUCGCAUGAAAAUUGCCAACAAGACKCAUUUGUAUAUAGAACAGCUAAGCACAGACCAG
Exaiptasia diaphana is the source of this 1256-nucleotide messenger RNA. Its product is annotated as acid phosphatase type 7. The record is from RefSeq and is a predicted model, not a curated record. Lineage: Eukaryota; Metazoa; Cnidaria; Anthozoa; Actiniaria; Aiptasiidae. Gene Ontology annotation, molecular function: acid phosphatase activity; metal ion binding.